Molecule: messenger RNA, 1648 nt
Organism: Vespula pensylvanica (western yellowjacket)
Lineage: Eukaryota; Metazoa; Arthropoda; Insecta; Hymenoptera; Vespidae
Product: CD151 antigen-like
Exons: 7
Coding region: 574-1368 (264 amino acids)
Cellular component (GO): membrane
Source: RefSeq, a predicted model, not a curated record
CACGAGUCCGUCAGUCGCGCUCGAGACUCCGAGGUGGGAGGUUUGUUUUAUUGUUCCGCGAUUUUGUAUCGUCGUUGUCGUCGUUCGAAACGUCGUUGCCACUGUGAACCGUGUUGCUUAUUAUAUUCUUCCUUAAAGACAUUUCUCAAAUAGAUAUAAACUUAAACUUUUCAUACGUUUUAUUUUUUCUAAAGAAAGAGAAAAAAGAGUUUCGAAGGUCGGCGGUCCGACGCGCGACGAUUACGCGAUCUCGCGGCUGAUUUUCGUGCCAUGCAUGGCAAGAAGAGCCACGAGGAAGCAUAAUUUUUUACAAGAACUAUCUUUCCGUAACUCUUUUCAUUUGUCAUUACUUGCGUAACCGUUUACAAUCUUACCAUCACAUUGUCUACUUCCUUGAAUUGAAGAAACAACAAGGACUGCUCGGAGAUAUAACCGAGCGGUGAAAAAUCUUCGACGAUUCUUAAAUGGAAAUGCGCACCGAAGAUCGAUCAGAAUUUAUUCACCAAUGACACAUUUGCCGGUGACGAGGUGACGAUCGAUUCGGUGACACGUUUCGACCCAAAUCGAUCGAAGAUGGCUAAAAGUUCCGAAAGAUUACCUGGUACUUCUUCCAGAUUAAGAACUAGAGACGACGGUUGCUGUUCGGUCAAUUUUCUUAAAUAUGUUUUACAUAUUUACAAUGUCGUCUUAUUUUUAUCCGGAUUUGUGGUGGGCGGUAUUGGCAUUUGGACGGUCGUCUCGAAACACAGUUACAUAUCUCUCAUGACAACGUCGACGUAUCCAAGUCUCGCUUAUGCCCUCAUUGUCGCAGGUAUUUUGGCUGUUAUUGGAAGCUGGUUAGGAUGUGGUGGAGUUACUACAGAAAACAGAUGCGUUCUUCUAAUUUACGUUUUCGUCGUAAUGGCAGUCCUCGUAUUAGAGGCAGGCGUAGGCGCAUUGGCACGUCUCUAUGAGGAACAAGUAGGUCCAGAAUUAAAGAUGAACCUCAAUCGAACCUUCCUUGAGAAUUAUUCUAUAAGAUCGAGAGAAACUACUGCAAUCGAUCAAAUGCAAAAGGAAUUUAAAUGUUGCGGUGCUCUUCGAUUUGAGGAUUGGUUAGCCAGUGAAUGGCACAAGGACGAGGAAGUCCUUAAAAAUGGAAGCCUCGUGCCCGAUAGUUGUUGCAAAACACCGACAGUACUUUGCGGGAGGAGGGAUCAUCCGUCUAACAUUCAAUAUACGGGCUGCAUUUACAAGUUUCUUGAGACGACCAAGGAUCAUCUGAUUAUUCUUGGUGCCGUCGGUCUUGGUUUGUCCGUCCUCGAACUUUUUGGUAUAGUUCUUGGUUCGUGCCUCUAUAUCAAACUCAGACACGAUUUCGAUGAUUGACAAUGACAUUUUUCACGAAGACAACUCUGACGACUAAGAGAAAUUAAUAAAAAAAAAGAAAAAAAAAAUUAAAAAAGAAGAAAAUAAAAAACACACAUACAUGUAAAGCGAAAAUAAUCGACAUUUCGCUUUUAAUUUCGAUUUUUCGAAAUUAUCGAUUUGGACUUAUUGGUCUUCGAUUAUCGAUCCUUUCUGCUCAAAUUUGUUAGCAAUUUUACUUGGAGUCUAAAAAAAGAUUCCGCAUGACCAAUAUGAUAGCUGAAUAGAAAGAGAGAUAGAA